GUCCGCGGGCGGGGGGCGGUGGCAGCAGCGCGCUCGGUUGUGAGCGAGAGCGAGUGCGUGCGAGCGAGUGCCAUGGCCGGAGCCCGCUGAGAGCCACAAUAGGAGCGAGACCCCGACGCCCACCGGGACCCUCCGCUCGCUCUCCCCCGCGCCAGCCGCCGGCGGAACAGCAGCGCUCCCCGCCCUGCCCGGCACUGCCCCCCCGCGCCCGCCGCUCCCCCUCGGCUCGGCUCGGCUCCCUCCCGCCUCGCAGGGCCCUUCUCCGGGAAUGUGAAGAGGCAGCAGCACCGCAGGCAGCGGGGAGUGCACGGGACUGAGCGGAGCCGCCCGCGCCUGAACCCGCCGCCGACGCCGCCCUGCGCCGGGGAGGCCGCGCUGCCGCCGCCGCCGAGGCCGAGGCCUACAGGGCUCCUGCGCCGCCGCGGCAGCGACCGAGCCCGGCGAGAACCGCACUCGGGCCGCCGCCGCCGCCAGGCAUCGGCCGCGCUCCGCCAAGGCCGCCGCCGCCUCCCUCCGUCUCCGGCUUCUCUACCGGGAGCGUCAAGUAGGGAUAUGUCCUCAGCACCAACUACUCCUCCAUCAGUGGAUAAAGUAGACGGAUUUUCUCGGAAGUCCGUCAGAAAAGCCAGACAGAAGAGGUCACAAAGCUCCUCCCAGUUCAGGUCUCAGGGCAAGCCUAUCGAGUUAACUCCCCUGCCUCUGCUAAAAGACGUUCCAUCUUCAGAGCAGCCUGAACUGUUCCUAAAGAAACUUCAACAGUGCUGUGUCAUUUUUGACUUCAUGGACACGCUUUCAGACCUUAAAAUGAAAGAAUACAAGCGCUCCACUCUUAAUGAACUGGUGGACUACAUUACAAUAAGCAGAGGCUGUUUGACAGAGCAGACUUACCCUGAAGUAGUUAGAAUGGUAUCUUGCAAUAUCUUCAGAACUCUCCCACCUAGUGACAGCAAUGAAUUUGAUCCAGAAGAAGAUGAGCCCACCUUGGAGGCAUCGUGGCCGCACUUACAGCUUGUAUAUGAGUUUUUCAUACGAUUUUUGGAAAGCCAAGAAUUUCAGCCCAGCAUUGCCAAAAAGUACAUAGAUCAGAAAUUUGUAUUGCAGCUGUUGGAGCUGUUUGACAGCGAAGACCCUCGGGAACGAGACUACCUAAAAACAGUCUUGCACAGAAUUUAUGGCAAGUUCCUGGGCCUUAGAGCAUUUAUCCGAAAACAGAUUAAUAAUAUUUUUCUACGAUUUGUUUAUGAAACUGAACACUUCAAUGGCGUAGCUGAACUGUUGGAAAUUUUAGGAAGUAUUAUCAAUGGUUUUGCUUUACCUCUCAAGGCAGAGCAUAAACAGUUUCUGGUGAAGGUGCUGAUCCCUUUACACACAGUCAGGAGUUUAUCACUCUUCCAUGCACAGCUGGCGUAUUGCAUAGUACAGUUUCUGGAGAAGGACCCCUCACUCACAGAACCAGUCAUUAGAGGUUUAAUGAAAUUCUGGCCAAAAACCUGCAGUCAGAAAGAGGUCAUGUUCCUAGGAGAGCUGGAGGAAAUCUUGGAUGUAAUUGAACCAUCACAAUUUGUCAAAAUCCAGGAACCCUUGUUUAAACAAAUUGCCAAGUGUGUCUCUAGCCCUCAUUUUCAGGUGGCUGAAAGAGCGCUGUAUUAUUGGAAUAAUGAAUACAUCAUGAGUUUGAUAGAGGAGAACUCAAACGUUAUACUUCCCAUCAUGUUUUCCAGCCUUUACAGGAUUUCUAAAGAGCACUGGAAUCCGGCUAUUGUGGCUUUAGUCUACAAUGUGUUGAAGGCAUUUAUGGAAAUGAACAGCACCAUGUUUGACGAGCUGACAGCCACUUACAAGUCAGAUCGUCAGCGUGAGAAGAAGAAAGAGAAAGAGCGUGAAGAACUGUGGAAAAAACUGGAGGAUUUGGAAUUAAAGAGAGGUCUUAGACGUGAUGGAAUAAUUCCAACUUAACAAAAAUACAAAACAGCAUUAUUAACCUGUGGAGUCACACAUUUAUGUAGUAGAAGAUGGAGCAACAGUUUUCUGUAUUGUGCAACUUUACAGUAGAUUUCACAUUUGUUUCAUUAUUACAACAGCACUGUAUAUACCUGUCUCUAAGUAAAGGAAAAAAAUAAGGACUUUAAUCCAAAGUUUGGACAACAGAUGGACUUCUCAGAACUUUGCAAACAUAAUCAUUGUUUUAACCCUUCUUUAAAACCAGUCUUCAAAGAUCUGUUGAUGAAAAUUGCAAUGUCAGAUUCCAUUGUCAGGACCUGUUCCUUAUUUAUCGUUAGCAGAGAGUAUAAUACAACUUUCAAAUGUGAACGAUCUUAAAAUUUAGCUUGUCUUUCUGCUAAACUGUUACGUGUAUUUAUAGUAAAAGAGAAAAAAGACUGUCAUUUCCUUAUGAGUUUGUGUAACAUCCUCCUUCUCUGGAUAACUUUACUGUAAUUUGACUUUCUUUUCCUUUUGCAUAUCUUCAUAAGUUGAAUGUCCAUUCAGAUCAGGGCCAUGAAAAACAUUGGUCCUGAAUAAAAGUUUUGUUUACUGGUGUGAGCAUUUUUUUAGUACCAGGCUGUCUCUGGUGCUUCCUUAAUUUGAACAUUAGGAAUUAAAAAACGAGUAGGUGAUAAACAUAGUAGGAAAGGGAGCUUUGGAUUCGUGCACCUAUUUAUUGCAAAUCCAAAUUAGUGUCCACAAUCCAUGGAAAAAAAAAGGGCAGUGGUAACACCCUGGACUUCAAUACCUAACCAGUAUUAGUGAUGCAGCAUUGGACACAUGUACCAGAGUUGGUUUAGAAACACCAAUUGCUAAAUUAUUACAGUAUGUUCUUACUGGACCAUUCUGAAGGAAUAAAGACACAUGCUAAACAACACAAGCAUGAAAUUGAUCUCCAGUGGUCAUGGAUCUAAUUGGAAAUUGAGUUGAGAUAGCAGUUUGGACAGUUUGGAGUUGUUGCCUUACUUUUUAAUAUGUAUUUAUAAAGUGUUCCAGCAAAAGAGGAUGUAGCCUCUAAGAAACAUACUCUAGUGUUUUUGUGGUUCUAGUACUAUUACUCAUCACAGUACCAGCCCUAUGGUCUUAGCGGGAAAGGAUUCUGGAUAAUACACUUCUGCAUUCUCAUCUGGAUGCUCAUUCCUAACUACUGUAUUUGUUACCAAAAGUGGUUCUACAAAUGCUACUGAAAAAAAAAUUCUGGAAAUCCUAAUGUUCUGAGUAUUAAUAAUAAAGUUUAAAAUGCUUUUAUAUCAAA
Molecule: messenger RNA, 3238 nt
Organism: Camarhynchus parvulus
Lineage: Eukaryota; Metazoa; Chordata; Aves; Passeriformes; Thraupidae
Gene: PPP2R5E
Product: protein phosphatase 2 regulatory subunit B'epsilon
Exons: 14
Coding region: 553-1956 (467 amino acids)
Biological process (GO): protein dephosphorylation; signal transduction
Cellular component (GO): nucleus; cytosol; protein phosphatase type 2A complex
Molecular function (GO): protein phosphatase activator activity
Source: RefSeq, a predicted model, not a curated record